This is a messenger RNA of Cydia pomonella (codling moth), 3594 nucleotides long. Its product is annotated as DNA polymerase nu-like. Gene Ontology annotation, biological process: double-strand break repair; DNA-templated DNA replication. NCBI's taxonomy places the organism in Eukaryota, Metazoa, Arthropoda, Insecta, Lepidoptera, Tortricidae. The record is from RefSeq and is a predicted model, not a curated record. The coding region runs from base 157 to 3546 and encodes 1129 amino acids. Gene Ontology annotation, molecular function: DNA binding; DNA-directed DNA polymerase activity. The transcript has 12 exons.
GGAGUAAAAGUGAAAGAUGCUCGCAAUUUGUGAACUUCGGUGUUCGCGGUAGACCGUCUGACAUCCCAACAUGCUUCGGUCUUCAAGGCAACAGAAUGCUUGUUCAGAUAUUAUUGAUUGAGCGCCUUCGUCGCGCCGUUUCUAUAAGUAUAUCUGAUGGCGACUAUAUUUAACUUAGGUACUUAUUUUAGAGACUUUCACGGGAAUCCUCGCUCUUAUCCGUCGAUACCGUCGGUGCCAACCAGUCCAGGACCUGAAAGUAAUGGAUUUCAUGAAAAUAGAGAUAUUUACCGGACCUCAGACAAACUUAAUGCAAAUAUUUAUCUCAAAACACAUGCACCGCCUGGCCAAAGUCAUUUGCCUUCUUCUACACGUCUAGGUUCUGAUACUGACUAUGGAAAAGAAAUCAUCCAGGAAUCAUACUACAAUGAUGACCACAUUGCUGUACCCCUAGUCAUACCGUCUGAGCAAUCAUCGUUUGUAAACAAAAGUGACAGCGAAAAAGGUUUUGCAAAUAGUAAUUCCGUUAUACAAAACCAUGGUGUACAAAAUGAUAAAUGGCAAACCCUUAGUAAUGAUUUUCCUGAAGUACCCAGGAAGCAAGUGUUAGGUGAUGUUAUUAAAUGGGCAUUACCGAAUGAAGCAGUUCUAACAUCUGAUGGCUUAGCAAAGACUGUUGAUAUACCUAAUACGAAUGAAGAAGAAAUAUUAACUGCAAAUGAUAUGAUAAUCACUCCAGCAAUUAAUUUUGAUGAUAUUAAUAAGAAAUUGCUUUCGAAUAAGAAAUACAUUGACCCUAAUAUGCCGGCGAAGACGUUUUUGCAGUUAUUAAAUAAAGAGGCUGAUGGUACAAAUGAUCCAAUCGUAAGUGUAACAAGCAGAAAAGAGAGUGUUGAAAAAAAUGUAGAUUGGGACGACAUGUUUGAUACAGAGCUAUUUGAAAAUAUAAAAGACCCCAUGCCGAUAAAAACAAGGUUAGAAGAUGGUACGCAUAAUAACUUUAAGAUUGAAUUUCCUAAAGAUAAAAAGAAACAGCAAAGAAAAUUUAAUAACAAAGUUACUAAACGUAAAACGGAAACAAUAGCUAAUGGCACUUUAUCAAAAACUGUUAAAAAUAUACUAUCCAAGGAGAGUAUUACAGAGAAAACAAUAAAGAAAGUCAAUAGUACAAAAGCAGUUAAGAAUUGGCUUGAUGAUAUCGAUCCAAAUCUAAAAAACGAAAUUGGCCAAUAUGGGGCCAGUGAUAUGACUGUGCCAAAAACAACCAAAGCCCAUGUAAUGAAUGUCGACAAAAGUCCCUACGAUGAUGAAAGUAGUACAGUUACUAAGACUACAGUUAUUGAAACUUCUAAACAACCUGAAGAAACUGUCAAAACAUCAGAAUCUCUAAUAAGAGCACUAAACCAAAUCGAGGAACUAAAUAGAAACUUUGCAAUGGAAAUAAAUGGACCUAAAUUUCCAAUACUUGACGUAUCAGAAGCUGCCAAAAAUUCAUUAGAUAAGGUAAUCGACAAGAAACCGAAAACAAAGAAUAAGAAAGUAGUGCAAUCGAGACUGGCUGAAAAGGAUGGUAAAAUGAAAUUCGGGCCACCAGUUAAAGUGCAAAAAGAAAGCAAGACGGAGGAGACAAGGGAUGAUCAAGCAAAAAACAAAGAGGCUGUGAAAGAUAAAAAAGAGAAAUCAAAAUUUGUCCCCCCUAUUAAAUCACAGAUUCCAGUAAAAAACUUAACAUUUGACGUGACGACGAUAGAUGAAAGUAAUUUACAUUUCUUUUAUGAUGUCUUAAAGUCAGAAGAUAAUAUUGUUAUGAUUUUAAUUUACAAAAAUGGAUUUUGUCAACUCAACAAUCAUCACACAGAAGAUGGUUGCAUCAUUGAAGGCAUCAUGAUUCAAUGGCAGGAGAAAUUCUUCUAUUUCAAAGAUAAUGAACGACACAGCGAUCUGUUGAAGCAAUUGCUAAAAAAGUGCCAAGUAAUAUGCUAUAAUGCCAAGCCAAUGCUUAUAUAUUUGAUUUCAAAAUAUGGUGUAGAGCUAAAGCAAGAAGCGUUCAACUUGUGCGAUGCCAAGAUAGGAGGCAGUCUCAUAGACCCGGACAAUCCUCCAGAAAAUUUUGAGGAGCUACAAAAGCUGCUAGGUUUCACACCAGAAUUCACUAUAGCCACAGAGUGCGUAUUGCAAAAGGCUGCCUGGUACAUAACUCUCCUUAGAGAAUGCUUCGACAAUCUGAAAUCUUUGUUAACAGAAAAUUGCGUUUGGAACGUUUUUAUCGGAAUUGAGAUGCCUCUCUUACCCGUCAUUGCAGGAAUGGAACAUCGUGGAGUAAGCGUAGAUCUAGAAAAACUUAAGUCAAUGGAGGACAUUCUUUUAACAAAAAUGAAGUUAGUAGAGCAAGAGUGCUACAGAGCAGCAGGGAAAACGUUUCAGAUAAAUUCGACUUUGCAAGUGCGUACGAUUCUGUAUGACGAGCUGCAGUUGGAUACGAAGAAUAACUUGAAGAUUAAAGAGACGAUUGCCAAAGGAGCUAAAUCUACUUCUGAAACUAUGCUACGUGGGCUAGUCUCAGUACAUCCGUUACCACGAUUUAUCCUGGAAUACCGUCAUCUGCAUAAGGCGCAUGCGACUUUUCUUACUGGCAUAGCCCAGCACGUGAAGGAAGGCUCUGUCAAACCCACUUGGGUGCAGAUGGCAGCUGCAACUGGUCGCAUUGCCUCAAACAACCCAAAUCUGCAAGCCAUUCCCAAAGCACCGUUCAGCCUCGUCGUUUUUCCUCAAAAUUCUGCUGAUCGGGAGCCGACCCUAAACUUCCGCUCCGUGUACACCGCUCGGCCCUCACACUGCUUCAUAGCCGCCGACUUCAAGCACAUCGAAUGCCGCGUGUUUGCUCACGCCGCUGACGAUGCCACUUUACAAGAUGCAUUAAGAAGUGGCCAAGACUUGUUCAGAGUGCUUGCUGCUAAGUGGUUGAACAAACCCGUAGACGAAGUAUCGUCGGAAGACCGAGAGCGCACGAAGCGCAUAGUCUACGCCAGCCUGUACGGUGCCGGGGCGCGGAAGCUCACGGAAAUACUGCACAACAUAGGCUAUGAGCAGGCCUUGGGCGUCAUGUCCAGUUUUAAUCGUACGUUCCCCGCUCUAAAGUCUUUCGGCCGCGCGGUAGUCGCAAAAGCAGCGAGCGGCGCGCUCCGCUCUCUCUGUGGACGCGCGCGUCGGUUCCCGCACAUAGCCAGCGCUGACCCGACGUUGCGAGCUCAGGCGGAGCGGCAGGCGGUUAACUUCAUCGUGCAAGGAUCAGCAGCGGACUUAUGCAAAAAAGCGAUGGUCGCUGUUCAACGCCGCCUUGAAAGCACGCAAGUGAACUGUCGCCUGGUUCUGCAGAUACACGACGAGCUAGUGUGGGAGGUCGCAGACGAUCACGUGGAUAAAGCUGCUGAAAUAAUCAAGUAUGCCAUGGAAAAUGUAGGCCGGGACUCCGGUAUGAACACGAUAUUGCCUAUCGAGCUGACGCGUGGACGUAACUGGGGCGAGAUGCGAAGUUUUGAAGACUAGAAAAUAAAAUUGUUAUUUUAUGAUAAAUAAAUAAUAAUUACCUUAAAA